Ictidomys tridecemlineatus (thirteen-lined ground squirrel) is the source of this 1386-nucleotide messenger RNA. NCBI's taxonomy places the organism in Eukaryota, Metazoa, Chordata, Mammalia, Rodentia, Sciuridae. The record is from RefSeq and is a predicted model, not a curated record.
UUAACCUUUCCAUUGAUGGUCUCUUUGCAGGAGGAGAGGGCAGUGAGAGAUCGGAAUCUCCUCCAGGUUCAGGACCACGACCAACCCAUUCCGUGGAAGGUACAGUUCAACUUGGGCAAUAGCAGCCGGCCAAGCAAUCAGUGUCGGAACUCCAUUCAAGGGAAGCACCUCAUCACGGACGACCUGGGGUACGUCUGUGAACGGAAGGAUCUGCUGACCAACGGCUGCUGCGAUGUCAGCGUCCCCAGCACAAAUGGGACAUUCCCCUUGGCUGAGUGCCUUUUGGCAAUUUCACAGUUUAUCUCUGUUGGUCAGGGCCAGAGUGUGCAGCACGAGAACACCUACCGGGACCCCGUGGCCAAGUACUGCUACGGAGAGAGCCCGCCGGAGCUCUUCCCUGCGUGACGGCCGCUGCAGCCUGGGCCCUGAGACACUGCUGGAGGAUGUGCCACCCAGGGCCAGACUUAAAUGUCCCAGCCAGUCCAGGGCAAGGAGACAAGGUGGCAUGGGGACACUUUGACUGUGACCACUUCCUGUGCUGUCCACGGGCACUGCCCACCAUUGGGCUGCACCUGGCAGAGCUUUUCUAUGAAGCAGACUGGAACCUCGGGCUGGGCCCAGGCAGGAAAGAACCGUGGGCUGAGCUGGGGGUGGUGUCGGCCUCCCUGGAGACUCAUCUCAGCACCCACACAGGGGCCUGUGGCUUGUGUCCAUCAGGCUCCGGGUGUUCACUUCCAUUUUGAUCUGGGCUCUUCUCUGUAAAAUUAUUUAUUAGAUUCCUUUGGAAUACUGGGAAAACCAUAGUGUUUUAUGGAGAAAAAUGCCUUAUCAUUCUAGUUGAAUAUAUUCAAAGAAAUUAUUUUUGUUGUUGUCCUCGGGUCCUAGAGUUUCACGAGUUAAAUUGUCCCUUCACUCAGAUAAAAUGGCUUGUCCCUUGGAAUGUGGAUCUUCCCACUAGGGAGUUAUUUUUGGUUUUGACAAUGUCUUCCAGAGUGGGUCUUGGAUACAGUGGAGGAACCAUAUCCUGGCUUUUAAAAUCAUCUGAACACUCCAAACUGCUGCGUUGUAACCUCGGGCAGCGCUGCCAGCAGUGGCCCUGAGGGCCCUGGGCCCUGUUCUGGGUUUCCAUGUGCCAUCUGCCUUAGGACUGUUCCAGCCACGGUGGUGACGUGUCCAGAGGUGGUCCUUCUCCCUUCCUGCAUCACUGUGGAAGGACUGGGAUCUGCUCAGUGUGGCACAAGGGGGCCUCCUCCCCUCUCCUAUCACAGAAGCCCUGUGCUGAGGCCAUUCCUGGGCACACAGCUGUUUACUGCUUCAGCGUUUUUGUAGCAGGUAUAAAUGUUCAGUUUUCCUAUGAUUUUUGGAGAAGAAAACCCAACUUUCUAA